This is a messenger RNA of Mesocestoides corti, 861 nucleotides long. Lineage: Eukaryota; Metazoa; Platyhelminthes; Cestoda; Cyclophyllidea; Mesocestoididae. The record is from the annotation of a GenBank genome assembly.
AUGACGGAAACGGAUGAAAGUGUUCCACUGAAAGAUCGCUACGAAUCUUUAAAGAUAUUGUGCAGCGAACAGAUUCUCGCAAACGAGCUCCUUAAAGAUGAAUUAGACCGUCUGCGGAAGAGUUUUAGGGAAAUAUCAAGGCACAGAACUUUUCUUCUGGAAAAACUUGUUUCGCAGCAGUCUAAAUCAGCCACAAAAUUCGAUCAUGAAUCUAAUCGAAUAAAUAAAGUCUCUUCAGCACAACAUCAACAAAACCGCAGUUCUCACCCACAGAGAAGUAGAAUAUUGCAGUCGGACCGUCGGACAUCCGUCCAAGUCGCUGGGGUACACUCUCGUGAAGGUCUAACAGUUGACGAAUCUGACCCCGAAUCUGAAUCUCUUCACGAGGAUUUCGAUAACGGGUGGGGAGAGGACUUUCAUGAUGUCGAUACCUCCAGCUACCGGCGUCCACAAUUGAGAAAUUUAAAGCGGCAACCAAAGCUUGCGCCUUCACCUCAUCCACCUUUAUCUCUUCAUAACAAAACUUCAUUUAAACGACCGCGUAUGAUCGUGGAUGCCCCAGGUCCUUCCUCGCGUGGAGACUAUGUAGACUACAACUCGCCCGGACCUUCUCAUUCACCUGGUGGUGGUGCUAGAACUUUAUCCUACGAAGUCGCCAGUAAUGGUGACGACUUGUCAGAAGAGCCUCCUCUGAUUUACUCUAAAGGUGUUGGAUUUCCUCUGAGCAAUGUCACUAGACGCAAUAAUUCUGGCAUUAUCAGAACCUCACCUGUUGUUGGUGGAAAUGGCAGCGACCGAACUUUUUCUCAGAAGCCACCAACUGUCGGAGGAGGCUAUAUCGGUCCACGGCUCCACAGAUAA